Messenger RNA from Corvus hawaiiensis (hawaiian crow), 2352 nucleotides. RefSeq names its product lysosomal acid lipase/cholesteryl ester hydrolase-like. The transcript has 10 exons. Gene Ontology annotation, biological process: lipid metabolic process. Lineage: Eukaryota; Metazoa; Chordata; Aves; Passeriformes; Corvidae. The record is from RefSeq and is a predicted model, not a curated record. Gene Ontology annotation, molecular function: hydrolase activity, acting on ester bonds. The coding region runs from base 128 to 1339 and encodes 403 amino acids.
UGACGCUCCCGAAGCCGCGGAGCAGAGGCGGUAACAGCCGGCAGCGGGCACCUUCUGCUCGGGGGACAUCGGCCACAAAGGCUCCCGCACCUCUGCUGCUGCAGCCCCCGGACCGCGACGGAGCACCAUGACGUGGCUGUUCCUCACCAUUGCUUGCUUCAUGUGCGCCACCAAAAAGUCAGGAGCCAACCCCGAGGUGUCCAUGGAUGUUGACGAGAUUGUCCAGUACCACGGGUACCCCUACGAGGAGCACGAGGUGGUGACAGACGAUGGCUAUUACCUCACCCUGCAGAGGAUUCCCCACGGCAGAGACAACCCGGAACGCUUCAGCAUCUCCCACGGGGCAGAGGCGCAGGCAUCCAGCGUGUUCUGCCUCCCUCCAAAGGCCGUGGUCCUCCUGCAGCAUGGCCUGGUGUUGGAGGGAAGCAACUGGGUCACCAACUUGCCCAACACCAGCCUGGGCUUCAUCCUCGCCGACGCCGGCUACGACGUCUGGAUCGGGAACAGCCGGGGGAACAGCUGGUCACGGAAACACAAGGAGUUUGAGUUCUACCACCAGCAAUACUCAUCCUACAGCUUCCAUGAGAUGGCCAUGUACGACCUUCCAGCGACCAUCAACUACAUCCUGCAGAAAACAGGGCAGGAGCAGUUGUACUACGUGGCUUAUUCCCAAGGCACCACCACAGGUUUCAUCGCCUUCUCAUCCAUUCCCGAGCUGGAUCGCAAAAUCAAGAUGUUUUUCGCCUUGGCUCCCAUCACCGUGAACUCAAACAUGAAGUCACCCUUGGUCAGGGUGUUUGACCUUCCCGAGGUGCUGAUUAAGCUCAUUUUAGGACACACAGUGGUCUUUGAUAAGGACGAUAUCUUGAAGCAAGUGGUUUCCAGAAUGUGCACCCACCCCAUGCUGAAAAGCCUGUGCUCUCUGGUGUUUUACCUGUCCGGCGGGUUCACCAACAGCCUAAACGUGAGCCGCAUGGACGUCUACCUGGCCCGCUACCCUGAUUCCACAUCCCUAAAAAACAUGUUGCACUGGCGCCAGCUCUAUCAGACGGGGGAAUUCAAGUGUUAUGAUUACGGCAGUGACAACGUGCUUCAUUACAACCAGAGCACUCCUCCCUUCUAUGAGCUGGAGAACAUGAAAACCCCGCUGGCUGCCUGGUAUGGGGGCAAGGACUGGAUUUCAGCCCCUGAAGAUGUGGACAUCACCCUGCCCCGCAUCUCCAACGUGGUCUACAAAAAGUACAUCCCCGAAUUCGUCCACUUUGACUUCCUCUGGGGCAAGCAGGUCUACGAGCAGGUGUACAAAGAAAUGCUUGACCUGAUGGAGAAGAGCGCCUAGAGCUGGAACAGUGAUUGUUGGCUUCUCAGUGACUUCUGGGGCUUCUCUGAUUGGGGAAAGAAAAAAACAAAAUGAAGAAAAACUGGGGGCGGGAAAGCUCAGUAAACUGCUACACUUGGUUUGGAUUGGUCCUACUCUGGCCAGAGAGGAAACCAGCCAGCCCAAGGGCUGGGAAAGCACUCUGAGUUGAGGGUCAGUAGGCGGAGGUCCUUGCAGAAGUCGAGCACGGCCCUCACCCCCUGGGUCUCCCAGGCGCCUCACUCGCUCGCGUUUCCAGCAACAACCCAUUGCAGUGGAAUUUGGCUCCUGGGGGCCGUUGUGGACUCUGGGAUCCCUGAGCUUGGGCUCCCAGCUGCAAACAGCUGGACAGAAGCUCCGUGCCCUCCUGGAUGCUGGUGUCUCACAGGAGCAGGUCUGCUGGGAUGAAGCCGCGGGGUGGAUGAAUCCUGUGGGGCUUUAUUCCCCUCCUGGCAACGCUUCCACACCGAGGAUCCCAACACCCUGACAUUCCCUGCCUUCACUCAGAGUCAGAAGGAGCUCUGAACUUCCUGCCUGGUGACAGUGAAGAGUGGCCAUAGGUUUUUUUCCAUGAGAACUGCCCAUUUCACUGAUUCAGGGAGCAUCUUAGAUCCGUGCUGCUUUGGAUAACCUUGCUCAUGUUUCAGUGAGUUCUACCACGAAACACCGUUUUGCACCACUUUAAGCAGCUCUAAGGAGCAAACCCAGCUGGAAAGGUCACCUUUUGCUGCCUCUCAGGGAAUGCUUUUGUGGCAGACAGAAGAAAGCUGUGGUGGAAAGCAGUAACGAGUCUAAAUCUGUUUUCAGCUUCUGGAUUAAAUUAUUAAUAAUACCUUGAUCAGAGAAGGAAUUGUGAAUUUGCCUGUUUGUGUAACUAUCUUCUUAAAAUAUGCCUGGGAGUAAGCAGGGCAAAGGAUAAGGUCCUCUUUCCACAAAUAUGUAUAAAUGAUAAUAAUAAUAAUAAUAAUAAUAAUAAAUUGGAUAGUGUCUACUGG